AUGGGCGAGGCCAAGAUCGAAGCGCUGAAGAAGCGCAAACUCGUUGCGCCCACCAGCUUAACCGCCUUCAAGGUGGAAAAGACGGAGAAGUUCUCCGCGGGAGAUCAGAAGGCGGUUGCCGAUCUCACCGCAGAGAUGAUCACCAAGGGCACCUGGAGCAGCACGACCUUCAAGCCUUUCAACCUGACCAAUGCGAGUGGCGUGCCCAGCGCGGGCGGCCAUUUGCAUCCCCUGAACAAGGUGAAGACGGAGAUGCGCACGGUGUUGAUGCAGAUGGGCUUCGAAGAGAUGCCCACGAACCAGUGGGUUGAAAGCUCCUUCUGGAACUUCGACGCCUUGUUUCAACCGCAGCAGCAUCCGGCCCGCGAUGCGCAUGACACCUUCUUCAUGGAGGCACCCAGUAGGGCUCAGAAGAUCCCGGAGGACUACUUGGGGAGAGUGAAGGAGAUGCACGAGAAGGGCGGGAGUGGAUCCAUUGGUUGGCGCUACGACUGGAGUGAGGACGAGGCGAGGAAGACCCUCUUGCGGACUCACACCACCGCCGUCUCGGCCCGGAUGCUCUACAAGAUGGGGGAGGAGUACCGAAGGACCGGCGUCUUCCGACCGAAGAAGUACUUCUCCAUCGACCGGGUCUUCCGAAACGAGACCCUGGAUGCCACACACUUGGCGGAGUUCCACCAGAUCGAGGGCUUUGUGGCCGAUCGCAAUAUCGGCUUGCCGCAGCUCAUUGGAGUGCUCCGCGACUUCUUCGCGCGCAUCGGCAUCUCCAAAUUGCGCUUUAAGCCCGCCUACAAUCCCUACACCGAGCCUUCGAUGGAGAUCUUUGGCUUCCAUCCGAUCCUCAAGAAAUGGAUCGAGGUCGGCAACAGUGGUGUCUUUAGACCUGAAAUGUUGCUGCCGAUGGGUUUGCCGGAAGAUGUAACAGUCAUUGCCUGGGGUAUUGGAUGUGAGAGAUGGACAGCUUUGCUCUACAACAUCCGGCUCAUCAAGGAGCUGUUCAGCUUCCAGCAGGAUGUGGCGGCCACCAAGAAGAACCCCAUGUGUUGGUUACGGAGAGCCGAGGACAGACAUGGUUCUUUGGGGGUUCGGUGUUGUGGUGAAUGGCUGGACAAGAACAGAAAAACAAGGAUCAACAAGGCACGUCUUGGGCUGUUUGGCACGACUUGUUGGCUCAUUAGCCGUUGGAUGCCGUUGGGUUUUCAGCCUCUUGGCGCCGAAACGCAGACGAUUCGGGCGAGGGCGGAGGCAGGGAUGGCUUGGACCCUGCAGAUGAUCGCCAGGGUUUGGGUGUUUGAUCCCUGCACCCAGGGGCGGUCUUUGGGUUACGUCUUGGAGUAG
This is a messenger RNA of Durusdinium trenchii, 1338 nucleotides long. The record is from the annotation of a GenBank genome assembly. NCBI's taxonomy places the organism in Eukaryota, Dinophyceae, Suessiales, Symbiodiniaceae.